UAAAUACCGUUGUUGUUACCAGUCCUCUCUCUUCCGACGGCGAUUGAGGGAGGAGAAGAUCCAGAGAGCUUCGGGUUCGAAAAUGCCUAAGCAAAUAAACGAGAUUAAGGAUUUCCUCCUCACCGCCAGGAGGAAGGAUGCAAGGUCUGUGAAGAUCAAGAGGAGCAAAGAAGUGGUCAAGUUCAAGGUCCGUUGCUCCAAGUACCUCUACACUCUAUGCGUGUUUGACCAAGAGAAAGCCGACAAGUUGAAGCAAUCUCUUCCUCCAGGUUUGAGUGUACAAGACCUGUGAGAUCAAACAUCGGCAGAUGGAGAAACUCCGUGAUGAGGUUUGAUUAUUAUGUAUGUUGAAUUUCUCAAACUUAUUGACGAGACUUUGUAUUGCCUUAGGAUAUUUUGUUUGCCUCUUGAAACAUUCAAAUUUAGUUUUGGUUGCGAAAUGGAAAGACUUGUUUAAUUUAAAGCAAGGUUUGUCACUGGUUCGAGAA
Tarenaya hassleriana is the source of this 488-nucleotide messenger RNA. RefSeq names its product 60S ribosomal protein L38-like. Gene Ontology annotation, cellular component: cytosolic large ribosomal subunit; ribosome. NCBI's taxonomy places the organism in Eukaryota, Viridiplantae, Streptophyta, Magnoliopsida, Brassicales, Cleomaceae. The record is from RefSeq and is a predicted model, not a curated record. Gene Ontology annotation, molecular function: structural constituent of ribosome. The transcript has 3 exons. The coding region runs from base 83 to 292 and encodes 69 amino acids. Gene Ontology annotation, biological process: protein-RNA complex assembly; translation.